CAGCCGCUAAACCGGCUCAUUUACCUUAUUUCCAUACCGACAAACCCACUAUAAAACCAUUUUAUAACCCGCAUCUCUGCUAUCAGUACGUGUACACAGUUGCAUUCAUAUAGCGGAGCAGACAGUCAAGUUAAAAUUAUUAUUAAUCUACAAUGGAAGGAAACACAGACAAACCUAAUGAUUUUCCCAUUGAAAAUCUACCAUACGGAGUCUUUACCGGCCCUCUCAAUGAAACUGAGAAGCAUAUUGGAGUAGCUUAUGGAGCACAUGUUAUAGAUUUAAAUCACAUCGCUAAAUACUUCGACGGACCGCUUCUAAAGGAUCAACAACAUGUUUUUAAGCAAGAGAGCCUCAAUGCUUUUAUGGGCCUUUCCAAAGCACAUUGGUUGGAAGCGAGAGAGACACUCCAGAGACUCAUUAGGACUAAAGUUUUAUUCAGCGCUUCAGACAUCAAACGGCCCAUCGUACAUAUGAAGUUCGUUCAAAUGCACGUGCCCGUGGAUAUCGGGGACUACACGGAUUUCUAUUCGUCCAUCCACCACGCUACCAACGUGGGGAUCAUGUUCCGGAGCAAAGAGAACGCUCUUAUGCCCAACUGGAAAUACCUUCCGGUGGGUUAUCACGGACGGGCGAGCUCCAUCGUUGUUUCGGGGACACCUAUAACUAGGCCUUAUGGACAAACAUUGCCAGUUGAAGGAGCAGCUCCUCACUUCGGCCCGUGUCGUCUGAUGGACUUUGAGCUGGAGAUGGGGUGCUUCGUUGGAGGCCCGCCCACCGCCUUGGGCCAACGCGUUACUGCCCAGGAAGCAGAGGACAGGGUCUUCGGAUUCGUACUUAUGAAUGACUGGAGUGCCCGUGACAUCCAAAAAUGGGAGUACGUGCCUCUCGGUCCCUUCACGUCCAAGAACCUCGGCACCUCCAUCUCGCCCUGGAUAGUGACGGUGGAGGCGCUCCGCCCCUUCAUCUGCGACAACUUCCCGCAAGACCCGGAGCCCUUCCCGUACCUCAAGCAUAGCGAUAACUUCAACUUUGAUAUUAAGCUUGAAGUGGACUUGAAACCGGAGGACUCAUCAGCUUACACUACCAUUUGCCGAUCCAACUUCAAGUACAUGUACUGGACCGUGAAACAGCAGCUGGCUCAGCAGACCAUCACCGGCUGCAACCUGAAGCCUGGAGACCUGCUCGGCUCUGGAACCAUCAGUGGGGAAACUCCAGACUCAUACGGCAGCAUGCUGGAGCUGUCGUGGAAGGGCAGCAAGCCGAUCCGCCUGCUGAACGGGCAGGAGCGCAAGUUCCUGCAAGAUGGCGACACUGUCGUGCUCCGCGGGUACUGCGACAACGGACAACUGCGUGUUGGCUUCGGCUGCUGCGAGGGGAAACUGCUGCCCGCAAAGCCCUUCACUCAAUAAAUCAAUCAUGUAUACUGAAACACGCUCGAAGGCCAAUUAGUGAAGAUACUAAAGGUUCUUGGUAUUUAAAUUUGCUACUUUUUCUACUGACAAGGUCACUUUGCCAGAGUAUACUUGGCUAUACUUAACUUUAAUCAUGUUUAAUUACUUUUUCCUGCAUUUAGCCAGAUAUAUUUACAUUUAUUAAGUGUACCUGUGGAAUAUAAUAGUACCUAAUAGUAUAUAUCUUUUGUAUGUUAUUAAUAAAUGUUACGUUGAAU
Molecule: messenger RNA, 1669 nt
Organism: Leguminivora glycinivorella
Lineage: Eukaryota; Metazoa; Arthropoda; Insecta; Lepidoptera; Tortricidae
Gene: Faa
Product: fumarylacetoacetase
Exons: 9
Coding region: 153-1409 (418 amino acids)
Biological process (GO): homogentisate catabolic process; L-tyrosine catabolic process; L-phenylalanine catabolic process
Molecular function (GO): fumarylacetoacetase activity
Source: RefSeq, a predicted model, not a curated record